AUGCGACUCCUCAACAUCCUGCUCGUCGCAACCUGCGCCAGCGCCCUCGUCAUCGAUCUCAACCCGUCAAAGCUAACACAAGAGCAGGAAAAGGCUCUCGCAGCUAUCACGGUGCAGGAGGACCCGAAGCCCAAACCUGAACCGACCAAAGAGGAGCCGAAACCAAAAGAGGAGCCGAAGAAGGACGAGCCCAAAAAGGACGAGCCUAAAAAGGACGAACCCAAAAAGGACGAGCCUAAAAAGGAAGAUCCCAAACCUGAACCACCUAAAAACGAACCUCCCAAACAGGAACCCCCAAAGAGCAACCUGAGCGGCGACCAGCAAAAGGCCCUGGACGCGCACAACGCCGCGCGCGCCGAGGUCAAGGACGGCCAGAAGCGGGACCCGAUGCAGUGGGACAAGGGCCUCGAGGACGCGGCCCGCAAGUGGGCAAAGCACCUGGCGGACCGAAACCAGGGGCUCGAGCACGCCCAAGACCGGGACGGCAAGGGAGAGAACCUCGCCGGGCGCAUCAUGGAAGGCGACGCCAUGGAAAAGGCCUCCAAGAUGUGGAUCGACGAGAAGAAGGACUACAAGUGUGGCGUCAAGAUACAGACGUACAUCGACAAUGGCAACUUUGGCAAGAUUGGCCAUUAUACACAGGUCAUAUGGCCAAAGACCACAAAGGUUGGCAUCGCUGUCGAGGGUGGUUUUGUUGUCGCGAGGUACAGCGAGGCUGGAAAUAUGAUGAGCGAGGCUGCAUGCAAGGCUUAAUCAAGGGCCAGUAGCUUGAUUCUUCUACAUAAGUUUUGUUUUCAGCGUUGACGCAGAUAAAUAUCGAGUGCCUGUGCCUGGAGUUUCUGGGUCGCAUUUGUCCUUCAAUUCACGACUGACUUCUUAUAUUACUAAUUUCUUUUUUUUCUUCUCACUUCUUUUCUUGAUAUUAGACGGCCGAUCGAUACUCAAUUCAUUGUAAAUAGACUUGGAUCUUUUUCCUUAGAAUUGUCAUUUUAACCCAAUGCAUCCUGAACAAAUUACACUUCGCAUGUUGACGCAUACUUCCACACUCGAACGGAGCUGACAAGCUACAAAACAGUAAGCAG
This is a messenger RNA of Pyricularia grisea, 1082 nucleotides long. RefSeq lists its product as uncharacterized. The transcript has 2 exons. The record is from RefSeq and is a predicted model, not a curated record. NCBI's taxonomy places the organism in Eukaryota, Fungi, Ascomycota, Sordariomycetes, Magnaporthales, Pyriculariaceae. Gene Ontology annotation, cellular component: extracellular region. The coding region runs from base 1 to 753 and encodes 250 amino acids.